AAACCAUUGAUUAGAGAUUCUAUUCUCCAGAGUCAGUCAUCAAGGUGAAGAGCGUAAGUAAAACAUGGCGCCUCUCAAACAUCUGGAGAUGGAGAAUCCAAUCAUCGACGCAUCUUUCCGAGAUUUCUGCUCUUCUCAUGGGAUUCUCACAGUUGAAGAUUUCCUUAUUCAUGAUCUCUACGAACUUGCUGCGUUUGCUGAAAGGCAAGUAGAUGCUGAUAGAUUGAAGGAGGGUAUCACUGUCAUGCUUUCUUUGUUAGAGGUUAAGUGUCGGCCUUUGUUGAACGGUAUGGAGUUGUUGGAGGAUCUACAGCGUAAUAAACACACUCUAUCGAGUGGAGAUAACGGGACGGACUCAUUACUUCAAGGUGGGUUACGUGAGGGUCAGGUGACAGAACUUGUUGGACCAUCGUCUUCUGGUAAAACACAGUUUUGUAUGCAAGCUGCUGCGAGCGUGGCAGAGAAGCAAGAAGGCAGUGUCUUUUAUAUAGACACGGGGAACUCUUUUUCUGCCCGACGCAUUGCUCAGUUUAUCUGUGGCAGUUCGGCUGCCGCUGCUUUACAAAAGAGAGUCUUGAGCAGGAUAUCAUGUCACACGGUCUAUGACAUCUAUACAAUGUUUGAUACGCUGCAAGGUCUAGAGGUUGCGUUGAGGUCUCAGGAGCAGAUGAAUGUGAACGAGUGCCGGUUACGGUUGUUAAUUGUAGAUUCGAUCUCUUCUCUGAUAACCCCAAUCCUCGGAGGCAGUGGCUCACAGGGACGUGCUUUAAUGGUGGCACUUGGAUAUUUGCUUAAGAAGCUGGCACAUGAACAUAACAUUGCUGUUCUGGUGACGAACCACACGGUGGGUGCUGGAGAAAACGGUAAAACCAAACCGGCUCUUGGCGAAACUUGGAAAAGCAUUCCACACGUGAGACUUAUGCUAUCACGUGACAACAGGAACAACAUCUGCACUAUCUCCAUCUUAAAACACACAUCAAUGCUUUCUGGCCAGACUGUGACUCGCAAGGACAAUCAACAAUGUUUAUAGCCAACUAGUAGUGCUGGUUUCACCAGCGAAGAAUAAGCUUGGAUUUGCAAUAAACAGUGAUAGAUAUGUAAUGCUAAAAUGUACUGUUUAACAAAUGAAUAACUCAAGAUAUAUAGAUAGUUACUUUCGAAAAAAAAAACUUUAAAGAUAGUUAACAUAAGAGUCAGAGAUAAUUUUUUUUUU
This is a messenger RNA of Raphanus sativus (radish), 1213 nucleotides long. Its product is annotated as DNA repair protein RAD51 homolog 4. The record is from RefSeq and is a predicted model, not a curated record. The transcript is spliced from 10 exons. Gene Ontology annotation, molecular function: single-stranded DNA binding; ATP hydrolysis activity; four-way junction DNA binding. Gene Ontology annotation, biological process: telomere maintenance; reciprocal meiotic recombination; DNA strand invasion. Lineage: Eukaryota; Viridiplantae; Streptophyta; Magnoliopsida; Brassicales; Brassicaceae. Gene Ontology annotation, cellular component: replication fork; Rad51B-Rad51C-Rad51D-XRCC2 complex; centrosome. Bases 65 to 1030 code for a protein of 321 amino acids.